Pseudoliparis swirei is the source of this 1149-nucleotide messenger RNA. RefSeq lists its product as uncharacterized. The record is from RefSeq and is a predicted model, not a curated record. The transcript is spliced from 4 exons. The coding region runs from base 52 to 1149 and encodes 365 amino acids. Lineage: Eukaryota; Metazoa; Chordata; Actinopteri; Perciformes; Liparidae.
UGCAUUCAUAAUUAGGCUAAAUGUAUUGUGCAAGAUAUAGUGACAUGCAUCAUGACAUGCGACUAUUACAGUAUGAAAAGAAAUCAGAACAUUCAGGGAUUCUUCAAAAGAAAGAAAUCCAAAACAACAGAGCAGGACAGAGCAGCAGAAGCCAGCAGUGCUAGUCAGUCUGAGGAUGAGAGCCAGCUUGACUCUGCUAGGGAUGUACAGCAGGAGCCUCCAGCUUCAGCUGUACACAUGGACUCAGACAAGGAUACUGGUGAUGAAGGCCCUUCAUCUUCACUUGCACAUCAGGGUGUGUCAAGUCAGCCACUCUCUGACAAUGACACUGACACUGAGAACCAUCCAGCAGUACCUGCAGGCCAUGCAGUGACACGUGGGGAUGGUGAUGCAGCAGCCCUUGUGGCCCCACCUGGACCUCAUGAUAUUUCACAGUCAAGAGCAGCAGGUCCCUCUCAGCCUCGUUUAAAGGUUUUUCCAAGAACCCUCCAAGGUGAGAAGAGGAGGGCGUUCAAUCCAGUGUGGUUUAACCACAAUUCCUGGCUUGAAUACUCACAAAGCAAAGAUUCAGCCUACUGUUACGCAUGCAGACACUUCUCCCUGCCUGGCGCGUCAGAAUCUGUUUUCUCCUCAGAAUCAGGCUUUUCACACUGGAAAAAAGCAACGUACAAAGAUGCUGGCUUUAAGUUGCAUGAGAAAUCUGAGUCUCACAUUAAUGCCAUGUUUGCUUGGAAUGAGCACAAGAGGCUAUUGCUUACAGAUUCUUCUAUCUUAGAUAUGAUUAACAAAGAGUACAAAAAGAAAGUUGAAGAGAAUCGCAGUUACAUUAAAACAGUUGCAGAUGUACUGCUUUUGACAGCAACACAGAAUAUAGCACAAAGAGGUCACCGUGAAUCGGAAGAAUAUGACAACAAAGGGAAUUUCUUAGGAAUUCUAGAAAUGAUCGCUAAACACAAUCCUAUGGUAGCCCAAAAAAUGAAGGGACAACGCAAUGCAAAAUACACAAGCAAUACCAUACAGAAUGAAAUUCUGCAGUGCUUAGCAAGUAUGGUGCGUGAUGAGAUUGUGAAGGAAGUGAAGGAGAGUGUGGUAUUCUCUGUCAUUGCUGAUGAAACCAAAGAUCUGAAAAGAAGGAGCAGCUGUCAUUAG